Messenger RNA from Metarhizium robertsii ARSEF 23, 393 nucleotides. RefSeq names its product ribonuclease H1. Gene Ontology annotation, biological process: DNA replication, removal of RNA primer. NCBI's taxonomy places the organism in Eukaryota, Fungi, Ascomycota, Sordariomycetes, Hypocreales, Clavicipitaceae. The transcript has a single exon. The record is from RefSeq and is a predicted model, not a curated record. Gene Ontology annotation, molecular function: nucleic acid binding; RNA-DNA hybrid ribonuclease activity. Bases 1 to 393 code for a protein of 130 amino acids.
AUGGAAAUCUAUACCGACGGUGGCUGUAGAGGCAACGGACAACCGGGGGCAAUAGGAGCUGCUGCCGCCGCUUUGAAGAAAAGAAAUGGAACCUACGAGGCUUGGACAAAAUCCUUACCCCAAUAUCCCCCACCCACAAACCAGCGGGCCGAAGUCACAGCCAUCAUCGUGGCACUGGAGACAGCCCUGGAAAAGUUUGACGAGCUAGACACAAAUCCAUAUUUAAAUGUCAGGAUCUAUUCGGAUUCCAGAUAUGCGAUUGACUGUAUGCCAAACUGGAUUUACAAAUGGACCAAAAACGGAUGGAUCAAUGCUGCAGGAAACGAGAUUGCGAACCGAGACCUUCUUGAGGAGGCUUCUGAUCUCAGUGUGUCCAACAACCAAGUAACUUGA